AUGUUUGGCCCUGCAACCCUCAGCGACCUCCUCGGAUACGCCUCCAUGGGCAGCUGGCUUGGGGCACAAUUCCCCCAGAUUAUUGAGAACGUUCGCAGACAGUCAGCGGAUGGACUGGCUCUGCCGUUCUUGUUGAACUGGGCAAUGGGGGAUGCCACCAACCUCAUCGGAUGCAUCCUAACCCAUCAGCUACCAUUCCAAACAUGGCUAGCAGCGUAUUUCUGCUUUGUCGAUUUAACCCUCCUCCUCCAAUUUUUCUACUAUAGCUUGACGUCCAAGAUCAAGCCAUCAUCGUAUCUUGCUGGACGCUCACGCACUGCAUCCGCCGCCACACGUCGCAUGUCCAUCGAACGAGAGGCCACGCACUAUCGCGCCCUAUCGAAUGUGGCCGCAAACGUUGCCGCAGCAGCAGCUCUCGCCGCUGAGCAAGAAGAGCAUGCUCGACGGAAUCUUCAAAGUCUCGAACGUGUCCCAUAUACCGCUGUCGAGCCUCCAGUGCACGAAGAAGACCAUGAUGAUGUCUCCGAGGAGGCGCUUGCUCGCCUCGCUGACAGCUUCCACUCCGAAGGUGGGCGCUCCGGGAGGCAGAAGAAGGUCUCCUGGAGCCAGGAGCGACGCGCAGGCAGCCUCGGCAGGAGCCAUCAGCAGACGAUAUCACCGCCCCGCAGGAUGCAUGCAUCGCUGCACUUGACAAGGCCACCUCAGGAAGUCGACCCGGCGCUGACACGGGGACGCUCGCUAUCACGAGACGUGCCACCAGACGAGGAGGAGACGGAUUGGGCAUCUCGCCGACGCAGCUCGCGUGCGAGCCGAAAGGGCGCGAGCAUGGUGUUCUUGGGCGUGUGGGCCCUGUUUGGUAUCAGUACGCUUGCCAAUGGCGGACAGCGGAAUGCUGUUCAGAGCAACACGUUGCGAAUAGGACGCGUGCUGGAGAGGCGGAAUGUGACGAUGUCCGACCUCGCAGGUGCAGUCCCCAUGGCCCUUGCAGGCACCUUGGGUGGGGACAAUGAUGUAGAUGCUGUUCAUGCUUUCGUACUCUCCGCUGAAGAUGCGGACUACGAUGCAACGAAACAACCUGACCACUCGACGGAAUUUAUUAUUGGGCGGAUAUCAGCCUGGAUAUGUACUACACUCUACCUCACUUCACGGCUACCGCAAAUUUGGAAGAACUAUGCCCGGAAAUCUGUAGAGGGCCUCUCCAUGUAUUUAUUCAUCUUUGCAUUCUUGGGAAAUCUUUUCUACGUUUCCUCCAUCCUCACUUCGCCCAAGCUCCGACUCCCUGAAGCUGAAGCAACCACCUUCAUCAAGGAGAGCAUACCAUACCUAAUGGGCAGUGGGGGCACGCUCGUUUUCGACGUGGCAAUCGUGACGCAAUCGUUCUUGUACCGUCCGAAGGGACAUGCCCGUGGACGCCGAGCUUCGCGCUCAAUGCCUGAAGAGGAGGAGGCGUUGUUGAGUGCCGGAGCGACUGGUGCAGAAGAUAUGGGCACACCGUCUCGAAGGCGUACAGGUGCAACUGCUGACUCAGAGUUGCGUGGCAGUUAG
Molecule: messenger RNA, 1545 nt
Organism: Laetiporus sulphureus 93-53
Lineage: Eukaryota; Fungi; Basidiomycota; Agaricomycetes; Polyporales; Laetiporaceae
Exons: 7
Coding region: 1-1545 (514 amino acids)
Source: RefSeq, a predicted model, not a curated record